Molecule: messenger RNA, 1466 nt
Organism: Nasonia vitripennis (jewel wasp)
Lineage: Eukaryota; Metazoa; Arthropoda; Insecta; Hymenoptera; Pteromalidae
Product: putative peptidyl-prolyl cis-trans isomerase dodo
Exons: 4
Coding region: 735-1223 (162 amino acids)
Cellular component (GO): nucleus; cytosol
Molecular function (GO): protein binding; peptidyl-prolyl cis-trans isomerase activity
Source: RefSeq, a predicted model, not a curated record
CGGGGCGCGAUCAACUUCAAAUUAAUGCCGCUGCGCGCGUCAAAUUCACACUAUGUUGGUGCAUACCUUAGCGAUAAAUUAAUAAAUCAAUUGCAUAUAUAGUUAGAUUACAUUAAUUAUUGGCUCGCUCCGAGAUGUCGUAUUUUCUCAUUUACAUGGAAUUCAAUCUAAUUGAAAAAUAUAAAGGUAAAUAAAACCUUGAAACAAUAAACCAGUGCUCAUACAUUAAAUUCAGGAUUAAUGAUACCAUUGCGUCAUUUCCAUAUAUAUAUAUAUAUAUAUAGUGUCAAUCUAUAAACGUACGUGUAACGGACUUUCUGCCUCUUUAAAUUUGGCGGCAUCGACCAUCGACCCCGGCACGUACUUAUAUACCUAUAUAUAUAAACAACUCGCGCCUCUCGCGCGCUCCAAAAAAUACUGCGACGACGCAAGAGCUGAACCCAACCCUCCUAUACUCUCAAUAUAUAGGUAGUCUGCAUCUGCCGGCGUAGCUUCUCGAAUCUCUCGAUACAAGCUAACAAGCGCAAAAACGGACAAGACGCGGCGUGGUUGUUGGCUGUGCAGCACAGCAGCAGGCCGGUAGAAAUACCUAUAUAUAAUAUACGUACGGCACGUGAAGCUGGACAUGUCGCGGAUGAGCUAAGCUUAUCGUCGCUGGAGGUAAAUUUACGAGGUGAAUCGCUUGCAUUCGGGUUCGACUUAGUAGGUACCGGCUUGAUAUUUUCAUCGGGAUCAUGAGCGACGAGGAGUUACCGUCCGGCUGGGAGAAACGCCUGAGCCGCUCAACUGGUCAGCACUACUAUUUGAAUGUUUAUACCAAGGAGAGUCAGUGGGACAGGCCAGACAAGCCAGCUGAUCCUGCUGGAAAUGGCAAAACCGAGGGACCCGACGAAGUUCAAUGUUCGCACAUCCUUGUCAAGCACUCCGGCUCUCGCCGUCCGUCAUCCUGGCGGGAGUCCACUAUCACCAGGUCUAAGGCUGAGGCGCUAGAGCUAGUUAAGGAGUACAGGGAACAAAUUGUGUCCGGUGAAGCGAGCUUUGGCUCCUUGGCAUCCAAAUACAGUGACUGCAGUUCAGCCAAGCGUAAUGGCGACUUGGGUCCGUUUGGUCGUGGGGCUAUGCAGAAACCUUUCGAGGAGGCUGCCUUUGCCCUAAAAGUGGGACAAAUUUCUCAGCCCAUUGACACCGACAGCGGAGUCCACAUUAUACAACGGACAGCUUAAGACUGCAAUCAAAUUCUCGAUUUCGCACUUGAUAAUAAUCAUCAAUUUAUAAUGAACUAAUUGUAUAUGAGUAAAAAUCAAUGUCGGCUGCAUGUGAGUAGCAUAAUUUUCAAGUAAUGAACUUUGUUUGUGAAAAUCUUCCAUUAGUUAUCGUCAUUCCACUGACUUAUUCACAAACUCGUCUUAAAUCUAAUUUACAAUUAUACAUAGCAAUAGCAAUAAAUUACUUAAUUACAAUUUUAA